This is a messenger RNA of Arctia plantaginis, 3108 nucleotides long. The record is from the annotation of a GenBank genome assembly. NCBI's taxonomy places the organism in Eukaryota, Metazoa, Arthropoda, Insecta, Lepidoptera, Erebidae.
AUGGGUGAUAUAAAUACUUUAUUUGAUUGUUUUGAAGAAUCGCCAGUGAAUGAAGCUUCAGUUCAAUUACCGAAUAUAAAAAAGAAAAGUGAAGACAAUGUAGAAGACUCUACGGAAUCGUCUGAGGUACUCACUAAAAAGCGUACUCAAGAAGAAGUUGAAGUUGUUGAUUCACAAAUCAUUAAAAAGCCAAAAAAUGAAGAGGAGGAUGAAGCUGAUCUAACCAGCGACAUAAAUGUAAAUCUUCUUAACUCUCGCAUUGUCAUCCAUACGUUGGAAACACAUGAAGGCUGUACACAUGAAGUUGCAAUUCCACCAAACCAUGAAUAUGCUCCACUUAUGCCACUUACAUCAGAGCCUGCUAAACAGUACAGUUUCAUAUUGGACCCGUUUCAGAAGGAGGCUAUACUGUGCAUUGACAAUUUGCAGUCUGUUUUAGUGUCUGCUCAUACAUCUGCUGGAAAAACUGUAGUAGCUGAGUAUGCUAUUGCAUUAUCAUUGAAGAAUAAGCAGAGAGUCAUAUACACAACUCCCAUAAAAGCCCUGUCAAAUCAAAAGUACAGAGAGUUCUCUGAGGAGUUCCAUGAUGUGGGUCUCAUUACUGGUGAUGUUACUAUUAAUCCAUCAGCUUCUUGUCUUAUCAUGACCACUGAGAUUUUGAGGAACAUGUUGUAUAGAGGAUCUGAAAUAAUGCGUGAAGUUGGUUGGGUUGUCUUUGAUGAAAUCCAUUAUAUGAGAGACAAAGAGAGAGGUGUUGUAUGGGAAGAAACAUUGAUCCUUUUACCUGACAACGUCCACUACGUGUUCCUGUCGGCCACCAUUCCGAACGCUCGUCAGUUCGCCGAGUGGGUGUGCCGACUGCAUUCGCAACCUUGUCACGUGGUUUACACGGAAUACAGACCUACUCCGUUGCAGCACUAUAUUUUCCCUGCUGGUGGUGAUGGGAUACAUCUCGUUGUGGAUGAAAAGAGUAUAUUCAAAGAAGAUAACUUCAACACGGCCAUGGCUGUAUUGAACAACGCAGGUGACGCAGCUAAAGGAGAUCAAAGGGGGCGGCGCGGAGGACCUCGCGGUGCGAACCAGACGAACAUAUUCAAUAUCGUCAAGAUGAUUAUGGAGAGAAACUUUGCUCCCGUUAUCAUUUUCAGUUUCAGUAAAAAAGAUUGCGAGGCGUAUGCCAUGCAGAUGGCAAAAUUAGAUUUUAACACUAUUGAAGAAAAAAAGCUAGUAGACGAAGUAUUUAACAACGCGACGGAUGUGUUGUCUGAAGAAGAUCGCAAACUGCCACAAGUUGAGAACGUAAUACCGUUACUGAGGCGGGGUAUCGGCAUCCAUCACGGAGGAUUACUGCCCAUAUUGAAGGAAACAAUUGAGAUAUUGUUCGGAUUGGGGCUUAUCAAGGCGCUAUUUGCAACGGAAACGUUUGCUAUGGGUCUCAAUAUGCCUGCCAGAACUGUUGUAUUCACAAGCUGCCAGAAGUUUGAUGGAAAAGACUUUCGCUUUAUAACAUCAGGUGAAUAUAUUCAAAUGUCAGGGCGCGCUGGUCGUCGAGGUCUCGACGACAAAGGUAUAGUGAUCUUGAUGAUCGAUGAGAAGGUCACCCCUACUGUGGUGAAAGGCAUGGUGCAGGGUAAAGCAGACCCUAUUAAUUCUGCUUUUCAUCUUACUUAUAAUAUGGUGUUAAAUUUGUUAAGAGUGGAAGAAAUAAACCCAGAAUAUAUGUUAGAAAGGAGUUUCUUCCAAUUCCAAAAUCAGGCGGCAAUACCAGACCUUAUAGAUAAAGUGAAAGCCAAGCAGAAAGAAUAUGACUCUCUAAGCAUCGAGCACGAGCAUUCCAUUGCUUCAUACUGCAGUAUCAGGUCGCAACUUGAUCUGUUAGGUGCACAGUUCCGGUCGUUUAUCACCAAGCCUGAAUAUUUGAAGCCAUUCUUGCAACCCGGGCGGUUGGUCAAGGUUAAGACUGAAAAACACGAAUACGAUUGGGGCAUAAUAGUGAACUUUAGGCACAAAACGGGCAAGGGUCGAAGGCCUCAAGAAGAGAAUCCACUGAAUGCUGAGACAUCCAUCAUAGUCGAUAUACUGUUACAUGUGAAGAAAGGUACCGGGGAAGGACCAGAGAGCAAUGUACCUUGUCCGCCUGGUGAGGCAGGAGACGUAGAAGUGGUUCCAGUGCUACACACACUGAUAUAUCAAAUAAGCUCUCUCCGCGUGUACUAUCCUAAAGACUUGAGGCCAGCGGACAAUCGCAAGUCCGUCCUUAAAACUAUUGGCGAGGUAAAGAAACGGUUCGCUGAGGGCCCGCCGUUACUCAAUCCUAUAAAAGAUAUGAAGAUCAACGAUUCUGUGUUCAAGGAGUGUGUAGAUAGGAUAAAGGAGUUGGAAGAAAGACUAUAUGCACAUCCACUCCACAAAGAUAAGAGUCGCGGGGCUCUCACAGCCGCUUUCGAUAGGAAACAAGAGCUGCUAGAAGAACUGAACCUCGCUAAAGCCGAGCUAAAGAAAGCAAAGAGUAUACUGCAGAUGGACGAGUUGAAGAAGAGGAAACGAGUACUAAGACGGCUUGGAUAUUGUACUGCAGCUGAUGUUAUUGAGCUGAAAGGCCGUAUCGCUUGUGAAUUAAGUAGUGCUGACGAGCUUCUUCUGACGGAGUUGAUAUUCAACGGCGUGUUCAACGGGUUGAAUUCUGAGCAGAGCGCGUCACUCGUCAGCUGUUUCGUGUGUGACGAGAACUCUUCACAGUCCUCUGCUACGGGCGAAGAGCUACGGCAAGUUCUGAGACAGUUACAGGAAUACGCCCGACGGAUAGCAAAGGUGUCGAUAGACGCUAAAAUGGACCUCGAUGAGGAUGACUAUGUCAGCAAGUUCAAGUGCACGCUCAUGGACGUCGUGCUCGCGUGGUCUAAGGGCGCCUCCUUCUUGCAGAUAUGCAAGAUGACUGAUGUUUUCGAAGGAUCAAUAAUCAGAUGCAUGCGUCGCUUAGAAGAGGUUCUGCGUCAGUUGUGCCAGGCUGCCAAGAACAUCGGUAACACAGACCUCGAGAAUAAGUUCAGCGAAGCAAUCAAACUGCUCAAGAGAGAUAUCGUGUUUGCCGCAAGUUUGUAUAUGUAA